Messenger RNA from Penicillium brasilianum, 1183 nucleotides. The record is from the annotation of a GenBank genome assembly. NCBI's taxonomy places the organism in Eukaryota, Fungi, Ascomycota, Eurotiomycetes, Eurotiales, Aspergillaceae.
CGACGAGUUUAAUCCGAAAUUGUACCGUGCGCUACGCUGAUCGUCGUGAUCCCACGUGGCGGGAGAUUUUAUUGUGCAUUAGCUCAUCGGCAGUUUCUCGGCGAGUCGAGUCGUCGGUAUUUGCACAUUUUUGAAAUGAUGGAUUUUUAACCCUGUGUCUCUCUCAUUCAUAGAGCUCAACUAAAUACGAAAUGGCCGCCAAAAUGCCUAGUCUGGCUCAGGCUACAAAAUGGCUGUUACGGCCCUCAAGAAUUCAGAAUUUCAAGCCCGUGUCCUUGCCCGCUGUCCUGGAGUCUUGUCUUCACCAACAUGGCCCCUCUCGCUCAGCCGUGGUCCAUGAACAAGCACUCCCUCAAACACAGACACCAGUACCACCGGUAGAGGGAUCCCCAUUCUUCACGCAAUCACAGACCAACUCGUCGCCGAUUCAAGCAGUAAUCCAAGAUGACACCACCAGUCUGGACGCCGUCAUCUCCCAGUUACCCCUCGUCCAAUCUCUCCGCCAGUCGCGAAAGGCAUACAAGGAAUCCCGCCCACAUCUCGCGAUCCCACCAGCCAUUCGACAGCAUCACUUCGUUGGGGGUAGUCUAGCAGGCAGUGGUAAACUCGCCCUGGCCCCUUAUAUGUGGACAUCCUCCCAGAAAACGAAGACCGAAUCUGGAAAAGCCGCGCACGUCAGCAGUGUCAUCUCGGUGUUCCACAUUGGCCGUGAUCUCUGUGGUCAUCCGGGCUUCGUCCAUGGCGGUUUACUUUCGGUGCUGUUUGAUGAGGUCUUUGCUAGAUGUGUUUCGGCUGCGUUCCCGAGCGGAUUGGGCAUGACGGCGAAUUUGAAUGUUGAUUUCCGAAAGCCUGCGCUGCCGGAUCGUCUGUAUGUGUUGCGUGCGGAGACUACCAAGGUUGAGGGGAGGAAGGCUUGGGUUGAGGGCAAGAUGACUUAUCUUCCGUUGCCGUUGUCUACGCCGCUUGAUGCGAAGAACUUGGUACCGGAUGUCGAAUUGUUGAGUGAGGACAAUGAAGGCGCCGUGAGGGUUUCCGAGGCGAGAGCCUUGUUUGUGGAGCCUAAAUUUGCCGAUUCGAUGGUGUCGGUUUACAGGACCUGAUCCAGGUCAACUGCCAGAUAGAGGCUAGACGAUCAGACCCCCAUAUUCAUAGACUAACUAUUUAAUGAUAGACUUGUACAGAG